AUGGUUGCGUUCAGCAAGAUCACCAUCGGCCUGGCUGGCUUGGCCUCUAUUGCCUCAGCUGCUCCGGCUCCCGGUGCGGUGAACGGCAAGUUCUCCGUGAACCAGGUCCCUCGCCCGGCUACCAAGGCCAGCAACUUUGCUGCCUCCUAUGGUCGUGCCCUGUCCAAGUUUGGGGCCACUGUGCCAUCUCACGUUGCGGCUGCUGCUGUGCAGAGUGGUGCUGCUGUCACCACGCCCACUCAGUACGAUGAGGAGUACCUGACUCCCGUCACCAUCGGCCAGAGCACCCUGAAUCUGGACUUUGAUACCGGUUCUGCCGACCUUUGGGUCUUCUCUACCGAGCUGCCAUCCUCUGAGCGUACUGGACACUCCGUCUACAACCCAAGCACCAGCGGCACCAAGCUGAACGGCUACACCUGGUCUAUCUCCUAUGGCGAUGGCAGCAGCGCCAGUGGUGAUGUCUACCGCGACACUGUCACCGUUGGUGGCGUCAAGGCCACCGGCCAGGCUGUCGAGGCUGCCAAGUCCAUCAGUUCUCAGUUCCAGCAGGACGUCAACAACGACGGUCUCCUCGGUCUCGCUUUCAGCAGCAUCAACACUGUCUCCCCCCGUGCUCAGACCACCUUCUUCGACACCGUCAAGAGCACCCUUGCUCAGCCCGUCUUUGCUGUCGCGCUGAAGCACCAGCAGCCUGGUGUCUAUGACUUUGGUUUUAUCGAUUCCUCCAAGUACAAGGGCUCUCUGACCUACACCAACGUUGACAGCUCUCAGGGCUUCUGGAGCUUCAGGGUCUCCAGCUACAAGGCCGGUUCCCGUACCGGGUCUGGCUUCAGCGGUAUUGCUGACACCGGUACCACUCUGCUGCUGCUGCCCAGCUCUGUCGUUAGCCAGUACUACUCUCAAGUCAGCGGCGCUCAGAACAGCCAGUAUGCUGGUGGAUACAUCUUCCCUUGCUCCGCCACUCUUCCCGAUUUCAGCGUGGUCAUCAACGGAUACACGGCUACUGUUCCCGGCUCCUUGAUCAACUACGGACCCUCUGGGGUUGGCUCCACCUGCUUGGGUGGGAUCCAGUCCAACUCUGGCAUCGGUUUCUCUAUCUUCGGUGACAUCUUCCUGAAGAGCCAGUAUGUCGUCUUCGACUCUACCGGUCCCCGUCUUGGCUUCGCUGCCCAGGCUUAG
Penicillium diatomitis is the source of this 1179-nucleotide messenger RNA. Its product is annotated as pepsin-like aspartic protease. The coding region runs from base 1 to 1179 and encodes 392 amino acids. The transcript has 2 exons. NCBI's taxonomy places the organism in Eukaryota, Fungi, Ascomycota, Eurotiomycetes, Eurotiales, Aspergillaceae. The record is from RefSeq and is a predicted model, not a curated record. Gene Ontology annotation, biological process: proteolysis. Gene Ontology annotation, molecular function: aspartic-type endopeptidase activity.